AUGGCACGAUAUUCACAUCGGAUUGCCAUGAUAGCAGCAAUCCUACCAUCGGCAUGGUGUACAACUGUUGAUCUGCCAAUUCACUUUCGCAAUAGCUAUGCAUCAGUGGAAGUAGAUAUCGGGACACCUGCUCAAGCACAUUUCCUCCAUUUUGAUACUGGCUCAUCUUCCACAUGGGUGGUUGACCAGAACUGCGCAACAACUUGUCCAAACGGCAGCGGGUUUGACCGGAAAGGUUACAACAUUUCCGCCUCUUCGACUGGCACGCGUCUAGGAGCUUAUGGAAGUAUUGAUUACUUUGGAGGCAAGACCGCCGGCCCAGGAGUAGCCGAUACAUUCAGCCUCCCGGCUGGGGCCCAAGGGGAUGCCGCCUUGACGUGGAACCAGACAUUCCUAGCUGCGAAUGGGACUUCCUGGCGAUUCAUCUCCGCGGAUGGGUUCUUGGGGUUAGCCUUUAGCACUAUUGCUGUCGCGAACACCACGACGGUCGUUGAGACGCUUAUGCAGCAGGGUCACCUUGACGAGCCCCGGUUUGCGAUCUACUAUGGCAAAGAGUUCGACGAUACCGGAGCAAACCCGGAAGGUGUUUUUACCAUCGGCGGCUCGAAGGAGGAGCAGUAUGCCGAUGGCGACUUGACAUAUGUUCCAUUGGCAUCGGAAAAGGAGUACCAGGUGUGGCGCGCCACGCUCACAUCGAUUGCUGGAUCAAGCAAUAGAGGCAAAAGGCAAGCCACCAGUAAGCUUAAUGGAGGUAGAGCAGUGUUCGACACGGGGGCCGGAGCAUUACAGGUACCGUCCAAUACCAUUGCAGAGCUUUACACCUCAAUUGGCAUGAACUGGACAGCCAUUAGUCAAGACGGCUAUAUACCUCUGUGCAGGGACUUCAACUCGAGCUGGUCGGUCACUUUCCAUUUCGGGGACUCCGAAACCGACCCCAAAUUGACUUUAACCGGCGAUCAAUUGGCCCACCCUGGAUUUGCCGACAGGAAGGACGCAUGCAAUCCACCCUUCGAUGACAGCGGGAGCAAUGAUUUCGCCCUUCUCGGCACGCCUUUGCUGCAACAGUUCUAUACUGUGUGGGACUUUGGAGCUACUGCGGUGCCCAACUAUCAUCCUCGAAUUGGAUUCGGAACACUGAAAGCGGAGGUGCGACCGUGA
This is a messenger RNA of Aspergillus bombycis, 1158 nucleotides long. Its product is annotated as pepsin-like aspartic protease. NCBI's taxonomy places the organism in Eukaryota, Fungi, Ascomycota, Eurotiomycetes, Eurotiales, Aspergillaceae. Gene Ontology annotation, biological process: proteolysis. Bases 1 to 1158 code for a protein of 385 amino acids. The record is from RefSeq and is a predicted model, not a curated record. The transcript has 3 exons. Gene Ontology annotation, cellular component: fungal-type vacuole. Gene Ontology annotation, molecular function: aspartic-type endopeptidase activity.